AUGAAGUACCAACAGAUCUCGGUCGAUUUUGUAAGUAUGGUGUUCACUGCCUGUUCGUACUUGGCUCUUGCUGGCGCUGUUUGGAUAUUUUUACGACUUGUCCAAGCUUGCUUCUUGUUGCCACGUCAUCUGAAAAGACAAAAUCAUAUCCAACAAAUGCUGCACGACAAGGUAGAGAACUACGAAAAAUACAUAUUGGAAUGCGAGAACAGAGAAAAAACUGAGCAAGAGGUACAAGAUGAAAAUGUGAAGUUAGAUCCAGAGCAAGUGAAGAAAUGGAAAGAACGAAGAGAAUGUCUGGAGAUGUUGAAGAAGGAACUAAGUAAGGUUCGCGAUAGUGGUGACAAUUCGCAAGACUGGGACCACCUGCUGGAGGAAGAGGAAAUGAAGGAGGAGGAGGAGGUUGAGGGUGCUAGUAUCACAGAAAUUCAAGAUGAUGAGAUUUCUAAAGGCAGGCAUAACGACGAGAUAAACCCAGAUGCAAACGUGAUUAAGCAAAUAGUCGAUACGGAGGACAAAAAGGACAAAUAA
Messenger RNA from Habropoda laboriosa, 531 nucleotides. RefSeq lists its product as uncharacterized. Lineage: Eukaryota; Metazoa; Arthropoda; Insecta; Hymenoptera; Apidae. The record is from RefSeq and is a predicted model, not a curated record. Bases 1 to 531 code for a protein of 176 amino acids. The transcript is spliced from 2 exons.